This is a messenger RNA of Spirometra erinaceieuropaei, 12227 nucleotides long. The record is from the annotation of a GenBank genome assembly. NCBI's taxonomy places the organism in Eukaryota, Metazoa, Platyhelminthes, Cestoda, Diphyllobothriidea, Diphyllobothriidae.
AUGGAUGAGUACAUCUUCCGUUUUCGGUAACGAGAAAUGUUAUAAAAUGCAAUGAGUGACAUGGAAGGGCUGUUACUAGCAGGAUAUAAAUGGCUACAUAAUUAAAUUUAUGUUUACUUAAGUAACAAACUACUUACAGUUAUAACAAAUAAAGUAACUACAGUUUAACACAUUGAUGAACUUUGCCAAGUAGAAGUGCGUUUGUGGUGUCUCACUGUAGUCUCUCUUUCCUAAUUUUCCUUCUUCUUCUUCUUCUUCUUGUUCUUGUUCUUGUUCUUCUUCUUCUUCUUCUUCUUCUACUACUACUACUACUUCUUCUUCUACUUCAUCUUCUUCUUCUUCCUCGCUUUUUCUUCUACUUCUUCUUCUUCUUAAAAACAACUGAGUUUCCAACUUCUUUAGGAAUACUCGUUUGAUUAUGCCAGGAUCAAAGUGCCGACGGUUGUGAUUACAUCUAAGCAAUCAUUAUGUUGACUUCUUAGUCACAAUUUGUCACCACGCGAUUGAAAUGUAACUGGUUUGUAUUCCAAAGUAUUGCGCUACCAUAAAUGGCUAGGAUAGCGUCUGGGAUAUCAAAUAAGGCCUUGGAUAACCUUAAAGACAAAAGCGAAGUUGCUGUAAAUAUUUGUGGUUUCAAGCCAAGUUCGCAAUUCACAUUGAAAUUCUCAGACAUGCUGGUGUGGCAUUCGAACCCAGGACAAAAGGGUAAGGGUUGAAUGUGCCCAGGAUUUAACCAUAUGAUCCAUGGCGUCCUAACCGAGGAUCUUACGCUUUUCCCAUUUUGGACAACUACUUCGCACUUCCUGGAACGUAUGGAGUGAUCAAAGCUGAAACAUCAAACUGCCUCCUCAAGCAGGCUUUCCUAAGCAGUCAAUCUGCAGUCCACGAGAAGAUCGUAAAAGUUGAAUACUUCACUAAAUUCCCCAUUGGCAAUACUCAAGCCCUGAACUUGCCGUCAUUUGUUCGACUCCCAACGACGCAGUAGUUAUUAACCAUUGGGAAUUCUGCAUUCACUUAUCAUCUUCUAUAGAUCGAGCACGGUCGAAACCGUGCAAAGAAUCAUCAGAGUUGAAAAUAAAAGUCCCACAUUCUACCUAAACAGUCACCGUACAGAAAUAUUAAUGACUGGUGGCUUUUUCUAGCAAUGACUGGCAUUAAACGGUUCAUUACCUAACGUGUCAAAUCGGACCGCAAAAACAUUGAUUGUUAACAAAAUACUGAAGGCAGUUAAGCAAGAUUAGUCCAUCAAAUCAUUUAAGAGAUUUUGUGUAAUAUUGUCUAUCUAAGCCAAAAAACACCACUGCAUCAGGAUUUUGAACACCGUGCCAGCUGAAUCAAGGGAAAGGUUCAACGUCUUAAUUAACGAGCUGUUGUGCGCCUUACACCGAGCUUAUUUCCCCCAUACUGGCUGUCAUCGUGAUGACAUUUACAGCUCUACUACGACUGCGACGUUGGUCUGCGACAGCCCAAUGACAGGACUGGGCAGCAGCCGUGUCAUUGUCGUCGUCUUUUACAUAAUUUCCAUUUUCUUCCAUUCGUGGUUGAUAAGGUCUCGGAUGCUGAAUGGCAAAAACAUUCAAGGGAACGGACUCACGAUGGUGACGGGGAGGCCGGUGCAAAGACUGAGGUCGCAGUCUGUCCUUCGUCGAUAAGUCUGCAUCAAUUUGGCCUUUCCUUGGCAUACGGGGCUUGUAUGUUGGCAUGUCUUGCUGGCUGUCCGGCACUUACCUCGCCCCAUAUCCUUCUGGAUCUUCGCUUCGAACGAGACUGAAAUAUUUCACGAACCAUCAUGGAAAAAUUUCAGGCAACGAGCCUCGGCAAAUAGAUUUUAAUCAUUUCCAAUGUAUGCGUCCAAACUUGCCUGUGAGGCAGAUGAAGAAAGGUCAGAAAUUCUCAAUGUCUUGGUUGCCCAAUAAACUGCAAGUUCUACUAAGAACCUACCACGUGAAUAUGUCAUUUGCAAAUUUACAUUUAGAGCAAGCCUGGAGUGUGAAGUAGCCCAGUUGAGAGAUCGAUAUUAAGUCAUGAUGAGUGUCAAAGAGAGUUUGCGUUCCGACUUAGUGGAAGCGAAGAAGACCCUUAUUAACUGUCAGGAGGAGAAAGCUGAGGCGGAAGAAAGUCUCAGGCGCCUGAGCAACCAACUGGAGUUGCAGGUGACAGGGAGCCAGAUAAAGUUUUAAAGCGUUCAAGAAAUGCAGAAAGCUUAUUUAGUUAGGCCACACCCUUUCCACGAGUCUUCCUUGCUAAUCGUAAAUUGUAAGUGAAGCAGUAGCUUUGGGGUUUUCCAGACUUGGAAGAAGAGAAUAAUAUCAAAGGAAGACAGCUGGAGGUUUUGCGUGCGGAUCUCAAUAGUGGUGAAAAGUGCUACCUAGUAUAAUGCUGCUAGAAUAAUGGGGCCGACUGUAUGUCAUAGUGCCUGACAUACUUCCGACAAUUUAUUUUCUUUUGCCUGAAAUCUUUUCAUGAUGGUUCAUGAAAAGGUUGCAGUUUCGUGCCAAGCCACGAGCAAGCAGGAUACGGGGUGAGGGUAGUGCCGGACGGUCAACACGACGUGCCAGCCUGCAAGCCACGUAGGCCAAGGAAAGGCCAAAUUGGUGCAGAUUUAUCGACAAAGAACAGACUGAGACCGCCGUCUUUGCACAGGCCUUCCUGUCACAGUUGUGAGUUCUUUACUUUUAAUAUUUUAGCCAUUCGCCAUCUGAGACUUUAUCAAGAAUUACUUAGGAAGUCCUGCUUGGGCAGUCAACUUACUGUUUCAGAUUUGGUGGAUUGCAGACGUUGCAGAAGGUUGGGCGGGUAACUUGACCCAGAUGUGAUUAAACUCGCGUCGACCGGCGGGGCCUUGUAGCUCAGGUGGUUAUAGCGUUGGCAGCGAUAAAGCCUUCCCCUUACUGCGUGGGUUCGAAUCCCAUCGAGGCGCCGAGUUUUUCACAGUUGGGUGAAUGCGAAAUAGCAGAAAAUUAAAAUUAUGUUAGGGACGACGACGAUGACACCGCUGCUGCCCAGUCCUGUCAUUGGGCUGUCGCAGACCAACGUCAGAGUCAUGGAUGUAAUCACGAGAGCAGUCAACCGAGGGAAAGUGAGCUCGGUGUAAUGCGCUGAACAGCGCAUGGAGUAUGGUAUUGACCCUCACCAUUGAUUUAGCUGAAACAUUGUCCAGAAUACUGACUAGUGGUGCUUUGUGGUUUAGAUAGACAAUAUUACACAAAAUCGCCUGAUUGAUUUGAUGGACUAGUCUUGCCUAACUGCCUUCAGUAUUUUGCCAACGCUUAGUGUGCGAUCCGACCAGACAUGUGAGGCGAUCAUAGUUUUAAUGCUAGUCACCGCUAGAAAAAGUCAGUGUAGUUUGACUCUCAGUUGUGACUGUUUUAAUAGAAAGUGGGACUUUUAUUUUAAGCUCUGAUAAUUCCCCGAAUGGUUGCCACCGUGGUCAAUUUGUAGAAACAUGACAACUAAACACUGCAUUCCCAGUGGUCGAAAACUGCGGCGUGGUUGGAUUCGAACAAAUGAAAGAAAGUUCAGAGCUCAAGUCCGUGCUAAUGGGGUAAUUCAAUGAGAGUGUUGGACUUUGACGGUCAGUUCGUGGAUUUCAGAUUGAUUGCUUAGGAGAACCUGCUUGAGAAAGCGGCUUGCUGUAUUAGAUUCGGUGAACUCUAUACGUUGCAGCAGGAAAUGCGAAUAACCUGCCUAGAAUGUGAAAAGCAUAAGAUCCCCGGUUGGGACGUCAUGGCUCAGAUGUUUAGGGCCUGAACACAUCAAACCUUGCCCUUGUUGUCUUGGAUUCGAAUACCACCGCAGUCGACAUAUUUUUCGCUGGUUGGCCCUGAAGGAGAAAUAUGGAGCAGCGUGUUUGGUACUUGAAUCGGGUAGCAGCAAAUUAGUUGGACGUUAAGAGGUAAGGGGAGAAAACAUGUAAAAAAUGAGGAAGAACGCGACUAGAUAAGCAAUGCUUGUGUGUCAGAAUCUUACAUAAGCUUGAAGAUAUUUGUUUUUCUGUCACAUGCUCUCAUGAUUUACUGCGAAAACGUCCAUGCUGUCGAGAUACCUGUUCCAAAUAUCUGAUUCACUCUGAGUGGAUGAGUCGACAACAUGUCCAGUGUGGAAACGUGUGGGAUUAUCGCGGGAAUGGCCUCCAGUUGCAAGCAUAAUACUUUGUGCUUAGAUUGGCCAUUUUGUGCGUCCAUGGUUCAGAUAAUAAGCAUUUCUGCCAUUCCCAUCUUCCUGCACAUUUAGUCCAACCGUGCCUCCAGUGCUUUAUGCACCAUUGACAUCGGUCUUUUAUUUCUUCGCGCUGAAUUAGAACUACAGAUCUUGCUUCCCUUCAUGUCCCAUGGUUGUGUCACGUGGGACCUGGUGCCAUGGUACUGUGCCAAGUAUAGUUGGUGCGGUUACUUUAUGAUUCGCCAAAUCCCGCUGGCUAUCUUUUGUUCUUUUUUGCUUUCGACAGGUUGAAUUUCUCACUGGGAUACCUUGCGGAGAUAGCGAAAGCAAGACUCAGCGGAGGCUGUCGUCGCUGUGACAAACCCGAUUUUAAGGCAACCAGUUUUCAAUUGGUGUUAAUCCUAACUGUGAUUUCAACUACUAAUCCUCCUUCCGCUCCCCGCCUCCCCCUCCCACAGUGAUUUAAGGACUAUUUUUCUAAUUAUCACGUUUGAUCUGAUUUGUAUACGAUUAUUUUGGUGAUUUGAAUAGACUCUUGUAUGGCUUACUGUUCUACAUACUAUUGAUAUCCAUUGGGGCAUUGGAUUUCGCGGCAUUUAUUUGCAACCUGGUUUCCCAGACUGUGAGCGUUUUGUUUGUUGUGCACUCCUAUUCCCACAAGUUCGAAUUCUUGAGGUGUUGUUCUGUGCAUUUGAGGAGUUUAUCGCAUAUCCCGAUGGAUAAAUUCAUCUGAUGAGGAGAUAAUAGACCACGUGCUCAAUGGCUUCUCUUAAGUUGAAAGGAACACUGUAAGAGUCAACCGUAUGCAUCGAUUCGCUAACACAUAAGCGGAGUGUACGGAGUGCAGUGGGCUGGGACCCGGGAUUUAUUUGUGCGGUCACCCCAGUCUCGUUGAUUUAGUUGGAUGGAGGUUGCCCAGCUGUACUUCGACUGAAAAUUGCUGCUACAGAUACCAUGUCGGUAGUUGCCUCGCACCUGGAUUACCAUAAACAACAAUAACUGUCCCCAUUCUCCCGCCUCCCACAGGCUGCCAUAUUGUCUCUGCUCACUCUGGUAGCCUGAAAUGCUCGGCCUCUUUUGGACAGUCCAAGGUUAGAACGGCCAGAAUGUACGGCCGCGUUGGUUGUCCGCGAACUGACGCGCUACAAAGUCAACAUUGCUGCUCUCAGUGAGGCCGGGAUCUCUGACAGGAGAAAACUGGAUAGGGUGCCUGACGUGAAGAACAAGUCCUAGGAAGACCUGUGCGUCGUCCUUGCCAGUGUGCCGGUGUCGGACGAACUGGUUUUCUUUAGUGACCUCAAUGUCGGCAUCGGCACAGACCACAAUCCUUGAGGGAGGAAUAAUAGGUCUAUAUGGGAUCGACAAAUGCACCAGCAAUGGCAUUCUCCUGCUGAAAGCACGCGCAAAACGCAGGAUUCACCUUACCAAGACACUCUUUCGCCUCCCGACUGGGGGAUGGGUGACGUCCCUGGCAUCUGCUGGGCUACAACCGCCUUCGGAGGCGUGGUCGAUACGGAGUGCUGGUGACUUGGGCGAUGUGUGGUACCGACUGCUGAAGGGAUCAACGUCUCGCCAUCUCCAAGAUGGGGCUCCAGUUUCAUCCAAUAGUCAAACGCGGGGUACGUCAACAUGGGGUAGGAUAAGUAAUGCAUUGGCCGACAUGACUGAACGCCGACUGAAUGUCCGCUGUUGCAUGAACUUCAACCUGGAGCAAAUGCUGAUCCUGGAGGAGCAUGCUUAUGUCGAGGCGCAACGGAGGGAGCCGAGAAAUACAAUCCAAGCUACCCCAAAGGAGACACGCCGUCAACAGUCUUUGGUCCACAAUACCAAGAGAAUACGGUGUACCAGACGGAGCCUCGUGGGGACGAUGUCGAUGCGGAGAUCCAUCUGGCCAGCGAAGUCAUCCUACCGUGCUCUGAGAUACACGCACGGAUACCCUUGUCCUGUUAAGCCCAGCGGUCGAGGCGAUUACCAAGGUGUGGCUGCUAGGAAGAGCCUAGCUUCGGGGAGCCAAGGGUGAGAGUUGGAUGCCAGCCACUGGACUCUAGGCGUAGUCUACACUUGCAAGUAAGUGAGCGACCUACUACGUCCGUCAUACGGUCGUUCGCUAUUUUGCACAACGCUAUCACGUGCCUCGGUUGACAACACGUAGCCAUUGUGAAGAAUUACGGCCGAUCUGCGCGGCAACUGAAAUGACCGUGAUAUCCUCUCAUCGCCAUUCAACAGCAGGGAGCUUGUUGGCAACUCAGGGAAUCGUCUGUCGGAGUAACGUCUGCAUAGCUGUGUGGCUACAUUACUUGGGCCCUUGAUGGUACUGUGAGGGGUUUGUAAAAAGACUCGAAGGAGAAAGCAGAAGAGUUGUGUAGCAUUCCGAAACGAAUACCGUCCUCAUGGAGAUGGACUUAUCAAUGAACGUUACAAACUCCACAGAAUGGGAAAAUCAUAAACAAAUUUGUCUAACAAAAGACGGCCGAAAUCGACGAAAGAUUUGUGCAGACUUGGAUGGGCGAAAAUAAAAGCGGCAGCGAAUAGAAGGAGAGAAUGUUCCCAACGCGAAUCUUCAAGAUAGGGAGCUAACAUUAAGAGGCCUAUAUACAGUAAAAUUUGGAGGUAUUUCAGAAUGAGCAGAGUCAAUAUGGCAGUCUGUGGGAGGCAGGAGAAUGGGGAUGGCUAUUGUUGUUUAUUAUAGUUCUUUGACCUCAUUUUUUGCAUCGCUCAGCCCCGGUCACCUCAUCGACGACGUGUUUUACCAACAACUUGUAGAGAGCCUUUCACAGCUUCCUUUUCCGUGGUGGGUCAAGCUGUGCCCCCCUCCCCUAAACAGAGUAGCUUAUUCACUCAAGUCGACUACGGAAUUCAGCUAUGGGUCACGACGUUUUUUUAGUGGGAAGACGACCCGGAUUUGCCUGGCACACCUAUGGGAUUAAAUGCCACCCUCAGCAGGAUUAGUUACAUUCACUAUUUGUAUUCUUGUUUUGUGCUCAUUUAGUGGAAACUUACGUCUUCUAUAGAUUGUUUACUUGGAUGAAGGUUAGUUUCAGUUCCUAAUGAACUUUUUAACUGUGGGUGCCAUUUUUGCGGGCAACCGGCCUUCUGGCGUGACCGACAUGUCUUGGGUGGCGCUUAAGGAUAAUAAAUAUUAAAACUCUACAUAAGUAAUUUGUUUUGCAGGACAUGUCGGGUGUCCGAGUGGUUGAGACAGCAGUUGCAUGUGCCUUUGACUUAGGCACAUGCUUAGGCUUACUAGGGGUUGCUGGGGUAAUAGGUAGAGGCUUGUUUAUACCAGGCCUGAUGGUGUGUUUAAAAAUCCCAGCAUCAAGAGUAGUCUAAUUCCCUACGGUAUUGACUAUGUCGUGACGUGCAGAGGCCUCAGAUAGUGUUGUAUGCCCAUUUGCACCUUCGAUUUUUCUUCUCACUUCUUCUUAUUCACCUAAACUUUUCUGUACUGUUGUUUCAGCAUGCUUAAAUGCAAACACCUACCGGUUUAGACCUGUGACAAUGCGUGCUCUGUAUUUGCCGUCUGUUGUCAAUGGCCCGUAAAUCACACUUUCUGUGCCUGAAUCAUUUACUCAAGCGCCAUAGAUAUCUGGGGAUUACUUUCAAGUCACACCUUGCCGGACUUGAAUUCAUCCGGGCAACAAACACUGUCAGCAAGGACCAGCUCAUAAACUUUUGGAAGUACCGGAAAUGUACAGUUAUAUUUAGCGACCUGACAUGUGAUCACUAGGGUUUUCAAAGGCCUUGCCUGUUAUUCUUACCAAAUAAACUAAAAAUAAGCUGAAACUGACCCUUACUUUGUAAUGUAUCCUUGUCCUAAAGAAGACGUUAGUUUUUGCAAGUCUGUACAAUAAUUCCACUUUGCCGUUCUUCUCUCGCGUCAUUAAUCUCAGGUUAAACACAACAUCGUAAACUUAGGGAUGUGUGUUCCUGCAUAUAUCAAUAUUUUGAAGUCUUGAUUAUUGUCUAUGCUACAAAAUUUGUGUCACAUAUUUCCUAGAUUUAUACUAAAUUCUGCUUGCCGUAACUGACGUCGAUACAAACACUGGCUCCCGGGAUGAUAAUGACCCCUCCAUCGAAUUGUAUCCGCUUGCGCCGUGUGAAUCACGCGUGUGGUAAAGGAAAACUGAUGCCUCUUUCACAACAAGCCGUAUUACUAGUGGACGCACGCGUUACUCAUAUGUGAUGCGGCAUUUUCUUUCGAUGUCGCCGUUUACGCCGAGGUACUUCUACAUCCUAUUCCUGAUGACGCCCUCUAUAUCCACUCGAAGGAUGUUGCAAUUUAACAUGUGUCUAGGUCGGACAAACGAAUGCUGUGCCAACUUUUCAUGCAGACCAAACUCGAGGAUUAAGUACUUUUGCAACUUCUACGUCAUACGCGCUCGCAAACUUUGGCAGCUAUUUGUUUAUUGGUCUUUAUGUUUCUUUAACGGGCUUUUGACCCACUGUCUCUGUUACGCACUGGGUGGUACUGCUAACAACAGUAGAUAAACUAUCUCGUGAAAUGUAAAUCAAAAUUCUGAAAUGUGUUUUCAAUUCGAAAUCAUUACUUUAGCAGUUUUAUGAUAACGUUAGCGAGCAUUUAACACAUAUUCAUCUACUUUUACACAGAAGUCUCAAAACCCCUUUCUGCGUUUACAAUAAUCCUAAGAUAUUUCUAAUAUACCAGGAUGCUGGAUUCUAAAUGAGAUUUGUUUGACUGCACAGAAAAUAGCUUUUUACUUAGCGCGUAUUUUUUCCAUUGAAUUCCGAUACCCUUGUAAAUGUAAUUAUAGUUCAUAGAAAACGUCAGAAGAAUAUUCUUCUUGUACUUAUUUGGUAGCAAACUACGUCUUCUUCGAAUUGUAUACUUAAAGAAGUGCUAUCUUUCAGUUUUAAAAAUAGUAUCUAAUUAUGAGGCAUUUUGGACCGUGAAAUAUCGAUUCAUUCAUCAUCGCAUCGGCACGUUGAUAACUGAUACUUAUAAAGUGUGUAUGUUGGUCCACACCCAUUGCACAAUUUCAUGGUUGCCAUGUGACAUCUUCGUAUCAACAAGGAGAAGUAUGUGAUCGGAGACGUUUUUAAAAGCUGAAAGACGCUUUCUCUCCGCAAGGUAAUGUCUGAAAGCGACGUAAUUUGCCACCAACUGAGUACAAGACAGAACAUUUUGUGCACCUUUUCUAAAAAAAAUUGAUUGGAUUUAUUAAGGCAUUAAAGAUGGAUGGGAAAAGUUAGUCCAAAUUAAUAGGCAUUUUUCAAAUGUACAGUCAUUACAGACGGCAUUCUUGCUUAACUGAAAAUGCUCUGGCUGUACUAUAAGACAAUAACUAUUAUAGCCCUACCGAAACCUUCUCGAAUUGAAACACAUUCCCAAAUUUUGGUUAACAUGUCAUGAGAUAGCACAUCCUUUGAAAGUCCGCUCAGGCGUUGCAGCAUUACCUGGCUUAUCUCGAACGCCUCUUAGUGCGAGAUUAUAUUACCGAUCAACGUAACUAGCUAAAAGGGAACCCGGAAAGAUGGCGCCGGCUGCCUUUUUUAUAUGUUCUCAUUCACCUACAAUAGCGAGCCCGUCAUUGUAAACUACCGUAUGGCUAAAAAGUGGUUUGGCGACUUUUCUUUUAACCUUUCCAACGUCAGUAAGUCUGAAUGACAUAAAAACUACUAAAUUAUCUGCGCUAGACUGGCCUAAGCAGUUUUUGCCGGCAAUAUCAGCUUCCGCCAUAAUGAAAGGCGACUUCUUGACUAAUUCCAAUCUAAUUAAUUCUAUGAAAUUGUUAUUUUUACAGUGCUGAAUUCCUCAUAAUGAAAGCUUUAUUUUUAAGCAUCUGAACGGCACAAUCCAUACAAGGCGACAAUAAGUGAAUCGGAGAUGUAAUAUGAUGUAGACAGAAGUGAUCUUCAUGAGCUGCCAGGUGAACGAUGGAAUAAGGACAUUGCGCCAUGUAAAGUAAGUAGAUUUUUUAAUGUCCACUGGUGACUUACUCUUCUGCAUACGACACUUGUAGUAACAAAAAUAAUAUUUUCAAGUUCCAAGAUGCCAGUCUUUAGAAAAAGCGGUAAACUACGACCGAAGCAGUAGCAAAAUGCUUCGCAGGUCGCAGAGUCUACAUUAGUCGGCAUUCUUCACAAAAAUAGCAUCAUAAAUGACUGGAAUCUGUCUCAUCAGCCAAUAAAGACGCCAACUUGUGUAGCUGCUUAAAAGUCACUUUCAUAUCUCACUAUCGUACUCCUGUGACACCCCCGGAUCUCCAACUACUGGGUGCACUCAAGGGUCAGUUACUUGGCCCUCUGCCUUAAUUAUGCAGUCGUUUCUAUAACGUUAUUUGACUUUGCCUUCUCACAAACAAUCCAAGUGUUUUUUUGCUACUGCUACCCAGCAUUGCACUUCUGCCGCUGGCGUCACCUGUGCGGCAGGCACAGAAGAUCGAGAUCCAGCCGCUGGUUUCAAAAUCGAAAAUAUGUGGAAGAUAUUAUUUUAAUUUGUUUUUCUGACAAGCACAGUGGCUUUAGCCUUUGUUUUUUGAUUAAAUGUCUUUAAAUACGGGCUUAUCCUUUUAGAGACGUCGUUUGCCUUUUCCUUAUUGAGUUUUGCUAGUUUGUGCCCGCUGAAUACCAGUCGCAUUCUGUAACUUACAGUAAGUGCAUUUGAUUUCUCUCUUACUGUGUAAAUUUUAAAAUUAUUUAGCUCUCGCUAAGAUUUGACCGCCUGAUCCGUCAGAAGUUUAUUUAAUUGCAACCUGUCUCGAGACAAGAUGAGAGCAAAAGUCAGAGGUAGGCGAGGGUUCUCGGCGGGUGUACCUAGGCAUGGCUUAAGUAAAUAUAAGCAGGAAGUGACCAGCCAUUCGUUACUCGUUGUUAAUGGCAGGCAGUUUGAUCUGCCUGCAAUUUAAAACUGCAAAGAUUUAUACUAAAAUUUGGCACUAUGCUCCCAAGCCUGAGAAAAUUGUUCGGUGGAAACAUCCGAUUGUCCCUCUCAAGAAUGCAAACACCUUGGCUCACUCGUUCACCUGGUUGCCAAUAAAUCUGUUAAUAGACAGAAAAGAGCUUACAACCUUUUAUAAAAAAAUUUUCUCGAUCUACAUGCCCAGUUGAUGCUGCGGUUGAUCUCCUGCACUCAUAUGGAUUAAAUUACAAAAUAGCUGAUACCAAACGCCUGUCUUUCCGUAGCAAAAAUCCGCCCGUUUUAGUCGAGUUUUUCAUCAGCCGAGGUUGAUUCAGUCUUUGGCCACUGCGAUCGUGUUUCUGUAUAUCAGGAAAACGCGAAUUCUUUCCUUUGUCAUGAACUUACUACCCUGGAACGUAGAAUUGGGUCCCUUUUCCCACGUAAACCCUCAUUGCCUUAGCCAAAUGCUCACCAACUCGGUUAUAAUACGAGUAGACGCUAGCAUUCAGUUAAUCCUACUCCUGCGAAAUAUGACUCCCUCCUUCCACUUACUUACACAUCUCCCCCCCCCACUCGGGCAACUUGACGCAUUCGUCUGCCUCCAAGUUAGCAACAGCCCUAGUUGUUACUCCUAAUACGCCUGAUAGCCCCCCUAGGAAGCACGAAACUUCGUCUACAUCAGCUGGACCGUUAGCUUUGCCACUUCAACAGGGUCUUCCGAGUUAUCCAUCUAAGUCGCAUGUGGCAUGGCGCCAGAACGGUGUGAUCCAAAAACGGAAUCCGAUUCUGACUUAGAAGAAAAGUUUGUAACUCCAUUCAAUGUUAUGCCGCCUCAAUUUAGAUCUACUAAGCAUUUAAUGCCGAUUUCGUCUGUUUACCCCGUAGCUCCAACCAUAUCGUCAAAUGAUUCUGUCUCGCAUACCGGCUACUUACCAAGGCCAUAUUGUACAUCCCGCAAAUUGUUCGUACGUGAAUCGCCCCCAGUCAUCAAUCUCCUAACCUGGUCCAGGCUUCUCAACACUCAAGGCCGACUGCUCUCGUGUAAGUCAGAUUAUCUCCUUUGAUUUCCAGUCUACACCUGGUUUCCUACCCUCUAAUUCUUAUAGCUGCCUCCCCCCCACUAGCAUCUACCUUCUGGGCUCCCUCCUCCUCCUCCUCCUCCACAAAUGAACUACAGGCAAGCCUAUCCCCGUUCCAAUUUCCUUAG